Molecule: messenger RNA, 3463 nt
Organism: Bombus pascuorum
Lineage: Eukaryota; Metazoa; Arthropoda; Insecta; Hymenoptera; Apidae
Product: elongation of very long chain fatty acids protein 6-like
Exons: 3
Coding region: 247-1071 (274 amino acids)
Biological process (GO): sphingolipid biosynthetic process; fatty acid elongation, saturated fatty acid; fatty acid elongation, polyunsaturated fatty acid
Cellular component (GO): endoplasmic reticulum membrane
Molecular function (GO): fatty acid elongase activity
Source: RefSeq, a predicted model, not a curated record
ACCACAUAAUUAUUGGUAGUCACAAUUAGUUGCUUAUGCGCGCUCGCAGAUAUAGAACUCGGCAUGGAACUCUUCGAUUAUUUUCAUCGGAUUUAGGAACUAUUUGUAUGAAAACUCAACACCAAAGUGAAUUAUUGCUUGGAAAAAGAAGAACCGUGUUCAAUGAUAUAAUCGUGUAAUUAACUAUAACUGAGAGUAUUCUCUUUUAAUUCUGUUAAUGUGAACGAGUGUAAAAAAUAUUGCAAAAUGAACGAAGUGAAUGUCAUGAAUGUCACUGGUCCCGAGCACUGGAUAGUCUUUGACUUUGAAACAACUGACUUUAUCUGGGACGUUCUGGCAUGGAUGAGGAAUUAUUGGUGGAAAUGCUUUUACUAUACUGCUAUUUAUUUAGUCGUCAUUUUCACAGGGAAGCUUUAUAUGUCAAAUAGACCAAAGUUUGAUCUGAGGAAUUUACUCGCAUUAUGGAGCGGAUUGCUUGCGAUAUUCUCCAUUAUAGGAACUAUAAGAACAACGCCAGAAUUGUUUCACAUAUUAUACCAUCACGGAUUUUACUAUAGUAUUUGUUCGCACAGUUACUAUACUCAUGAUAAUGUUUGUGCUUUCUGGUCAACUUUGUUCGCCCUAUCAAAGAUCGUAGAACUUGGCGAUACUGUCUUCAUUGUGUUACGAAAGCAGCCAUUAAUAUUUCUACAUUGGUAUCAUCAUAUAACGGUUAUUUAUUUCACAUGGUACUCUUAUGCGCUACUCAUGGGAACAUCCAGAUGGUAUAUCGUGAUGAAUUACUUUGUCCAUUCCUGGAUGUACUCUUACUAUGCUCUUAAAGCAAUGGGAUACAAACCAUCAAGAUUCAUCGCCAUGAUGAUUACUACGAUGCAGUUAGUACAAAUGGUUGCAGGUUUCUUUGUAACUAGCGCAGCUUACUAUUAUAUAACGAAUGGUGAGAAAGAAUGCCAAGCUACGAGUCUCAACGCCAUUUGCGGUUUGCUCAUGUACUUCAGUUACUUCGUUCUAUUCGCUAUGUACUUUUACAAGACCUAUAUGUCUGGCAAAAGCAGGACGAAAGUCGAAUAGGGAUACCAUAUCGAUAGAACAAACGAUUUUGCAGAAAUGCUAUUUAAAAUCGUCUUACUUAUACCGCAUACGAUAUUUACAUUUGUAUUUAUAGUAGUUUUAUUAUACGAAAUAUUUUGAAAUCUCACUAGUACUGUAACGAGACACGACUAUCGUGAUUACGAUGGUAAAAUUUAAAACAGAUCUGAAAAUGUAGAAACAUUCGAUAACUACACAAAAAGAUCCUUUGCAUAAUUGCACAGUCAUCAACAUUGCUAGAAGGCUCGAGAUCAAGUAGUGUAACAUGAUCCUAUGUCAGACAUUGCUGAGACAAUGUAUGUAGGUACUAGUUCAAAAGCGAAAGCUUUUUAUUUGCAACUUUUUUAAAGUUGUAAAGUAAACUUUUACCAACGUAUUUGUAAGAUCUUUCUGAUUAAAACGAGACCAAACACGAUAUAAUUUGAGUUACAUUUACUUAUUGAUAUGUAUUUAAUUAUCGUUCAUCAAGUAAGCAAAUGUACUCAAAAUUAUAUCGUGUUUGAUCUCGUUUUAAUCAGAAAAAUGUAACAAUCAUGUCGGUAAAAGUUUCAUUGAUCAUAAAUUAAAAAUAGAAAAUAUUGAUUUUGAGAUCCGAGCUUGUUGCGAGCCUUAAAUGUUUGUUGACCGCUUUGACUCUCGAUUUUUCAUCGUUUCUUAGUCGUGUUGUCCUUUUUUACGUUCGGUAUGUCUACGAUCUGAGUUUUGAGGAAUAGGAUCGUUUCUGCAUCUCCAUAAUUGCAACACUUAGGUCCUGAUCUUCGUGCAAUUAUCAAACGUUUGCAUAUGUAGAAGUUAGAAGGUAUUUAUUGAAAACAUACACUUCGCAAAACCAUGAAGAUAUUUGACAGUCAAUUAUUCACCAUAUUAAUAAGCUACAAUAUUCAGUCCAUCCUUAGCACUAACUAUAUGUUUAAGGCUAUUAUUUAUACUGUAUAUUAACUUCUAUAUGUAUAUGUUACGGCCGACAUCCACAAGACACGCGGAGACGAUUUUAUCGGUACAGUGCAGAAUUAAAUUAACCAUUUAACGCUACAACGCCUGACGGGCAUCAACAUAUUCACAAUUAUAGCUCAUGUAACAGCUUAGCACCGGCACAACAACGUUGAGUUAUCCAUGUGUCGGCAACGUACGAGAUCACAUUUCCAACUAUUGCCCAUUUUACAAAAGUAUCGAAAUUUACUAUUAAACGGUUGUAAUAGCAUUGUUACUUGAUGAGAAAGAAGACAGUACAAAAAGAGGAGAAAAUACUGAAUAUAUAGAAGUCUGGGAUUAAAAAAGAGCAAAGAUGAAUUUCAUACACUACAUAUAUAUAUAUAUAAAUAUGUCAACGACCCAAUUUCAGGUAUUAUUUAAAAAAAUCAAAAAUACAAAUUUUAGACAAGCAAUAACGUCCAUAGAGAAACUGGCAAUAUAUUUAAUUCUCGCUUGUCUCAUAAUUUCACAUCUUAAUACGUCUCUCGGUGACUAUUUGUCAUAAGAAAUGAAUGAAAUGAGAAGAUAAAUAAUGUUAUAAAUUCUUUUAUCGAAUAUAAGAAAAUAAAUAUUUAGGCUAUGGAGAUUUCACAUUCUUCACAAAGAAUAAAUCUAUGUGAUGGGCAUACAGCUCUUUCGUCUUUGUCACAGUGUGCACUAUGCACAUUUGCAUUCUGUUUUUUCUUUUUCAAAAAUAUGACAAUGACUCUUUUUCGUAGGAAUCACAUGUCUCUAAUGACCAUUAUAAGACGUCACUUGGGUCGAUAUACCUUGUACAUGUAUUGUGCAUAAUUUACAGAGCAUUAGAAUCGCCAGGGACAUUUGUGCGUGAUGUUAUGUAUCAUCAUUUGGUUGCACCAAAGAAUGUGCAAUUUUAACUAGAAAAUGGUAUGAUUGAAGGUAUGAGAAAAAGGUGACUACGCUAUUGAGGAUAAGUGGGCGCAGUUCUAUUAAAAUAUAUGUAAAUAAUGUGAAUUUGUCUAUGUUGGUCUGAAAUACAAUCAUAUACAUAAGCUUGACAUUCCAAGAGGAGGGUGGGGUAAGUGUUAGGGUUAGGUUUAGGGUUAGGGUUAGGGUUAGGGUUAGGAUUAGGGUUUGGGUUAGGGUUAGGGCUAGGUUUAGAUUUCAACAAGACUUAACAAAACAAUCUCGGGAAGUGUGCUUUACAAGUCGCUUUUAGAAACAGACAAUAGAGGACGCUGCGAUCGAGAAGUUAACACCAUCCUUGGGUGAAAGUGUUGUAAGGAGAAUGAAUUAAAUUGAGAUUAUUCAAUGUAAAGUAAACUGAAUACAAUUACAAUGUAAUGUGGCUAAAAUAAACUACUUUUCAUAGUUUGUCACCAAUUAUUUAAAGUAUUUGGUAGAGAAAAAUGUUGUUUAAAUAAAUAUCAAUUAUGAACCA